GCUCCGCCGCACGCGCAUGCGCAGUGCCCGCGGGGGCGACCAGGGGUCAGGACGCCGGAGGGCCCUUGGGGCAGGUGAGGAGGGAAGGGCGGCCCGGGUGGGCCCAGGGGCGGCCUGGGGCUGUGGUCACCCCCGGUGGCGUGCAGUGGCCGCCCAAUCCCGCUUGGGGCAGAGGGGGCGGCCAGGACACUGCGCUACCCUCCGCCCCCAUCCUCUCCGGAGGGACACACGCAGGCUGAGGGGAGCGGGGGGGACAGGAAGGAUCGGUCCCGCGGGGGGCUCAGGACCGGCCAUGGCAGCGCUGCGACUGCUGUACCAGGCUGCCCGUGCAGGCCCCCUGGCCCCACUGGGCUCCCUGCGCCCGCUCAGCACCAGCACCCCCAGGGACUGUUACAAGUACGUCAACAUCCAGGAGCCGGCCAUGGACAUGCGAUCCAUCACUGACCGCGCCGCCCAGACCCUGCUCUGGACCGAGCUCGUCCGAGGCCUGGCCAUGACCCUGAGCUACCUUUUCCGUGAGCCGGCCACCAUCAAUUACCCAUUUGAGAAGGGCCCGCUGAGCCCGCGGUUCCGCGGGGAGCACGCGCUGCGCCGCUACCCGUCCGGGGAGGAACGCUGCAUCGCCUGCAAGCUCUGCGAGGCCGUGUGCCCGGCACAGGCCAUCACCAUCGAGGCCGAGCCCCGCGCCGACGGCAGCCGCCGCACCACCCGCUACGACAUCGACAUGACCAAGUGCAUCUACUGCGGGUUCUGCCAGGAGGCCUGUCCCGUGGAUGCCAUCGUGGAGGGCCCCAACUUUGAGUUCUCGACGGAGACGCACGAGGAGCUGCUCUACAACAAGGAGAAGCUGCUCAACAACGGCGACAAGUGGGAGGCCGAGAUCGCAGCCAACAUCCAGGCUGAUUACCUGUACCGGUGACGGCCCCCACCCACCCCCCCAAAUAAAGUGUUUGGGGGUUCUCCCCCUCUGUUGGCACUUUGGGUGCCAGCCCCUUCCCAUAA
This is a messenger RNA of Pyrgilauda ruficollis (rufous-necked snowfinch), 1002 nucleotides long. RefSeq names its product NADH:ubiquinone oxidoreductase core subunit S8 (gene NDUFS8). The record is from RefSeq and is a predicted model, not a curated record. Gene Ontology annotation, molecular function: 4 iron, 4 sulfur cluster binding; NADH dehydrogenase activity. Gene Ontology annotation, cellular component: membrane. Gene Ontology annotation, biological process: mitochondrial respiratory chain complex I assembly; mitochondrial electron transport, NADH to ubiquinone. NCBI's taxonomy places the organism in Eukaryota, Metazoa, Chordata, Aves, Passeriformes, Passeridae.